CUUCGAAUUUUCCUUGUCAUCUCCGAAUUAGAACGAAGGAUACGUUUGCCCAGCCCCAUGAAGAUAUACGUAGACCAACUCGUAAAUUUGAACGGCUCAAAAUUGGGGAGCAAGCACUUAAUGAAGGAGUUGGGAACUACACAAAACGUCAAGCUGCUCUACAUGCGCAAACCAAUAAACGUCUACCCCCUAUUCUUCCAAAACAAAACAUUGUUCGACAGUGUAAAAUGAAUUCAUCCAUUACAAACUAGGUGUAAAGCCAGAAGAUGGACGCGAUGUCGUGAAUACGAUUGAAAAAAUGCGAUAUGAUCCAUCAUAUCCUGAAUUUAUUCAAGACGUUAAGAGAGAUAAGUUUUAUGUCAUAUAUAGCACACGGAAUCAAUUAGUAUCGUAUAAACGUUAUUGUAGAUUGAAUAAAAUAUCUCGAGUAGCUAUUGAUGGUACUGGUAGUAUCAUACAACCAAUAACUUACCUUAAUGGAGAAAAAUCUGGUCACAUAUUUUUAUACGCCAUCGUUAUUAAUUUUAAUAAAAAAAGUCACUCUGUUCAUCAAUUAUUGACAGAAUGUCAAAGUACACAAACAUUAAUCUGGUGGCUAAAAUCUUGGCUUUAUAUGGGAGCACAUAAGCCAACAGAAGCCAGCUGUGAUAGCUCUAGAGCGUUGAUUAACGCGCUCUCAUUCGCAUUUAAUGAUCAAUCAAUAAAAACAUAUAUUGAUACUUUGUAUCUACGAGCUAUUGGUGACACUUCUCACGUUUCUAGACCAUCAAUUUCUACCUUUAUUCGUCUUGAUGUUGCACAUUUUGUACACAUGAUAAGUGAAUGGAAAUGUUUAAAAAAUCAAAAAAAUUCACUAGUUAAAAAAUUUUAUCUAUACGGUGUAGCUCUCAUGAUAGAUUGUCAAACCGUUGAAGAAUUUGAGAAAAUAUUUAGACUAAUCUGUAUUGUUACCGUGAAUGAACGUGAUGAUUCAAUUAUAAAAAUUACUGGACAAACAGUGGCCCAAGCCCGACAUCAGUUGAAAGUACUUAUCGCAACUCGGGAUCUCUCUCAAAUUGUUAAUAAGUUGGAGUCAAAAGAAAUUGACGAAACUAAAAUAAACAAUGACCCAGAUAAAGAAGAAGAUCAGAAAUGGAGCGAGAACUCGAGCGAACCUAGCCCUGUCAAAACAUUUAUCAAUAAUAUUUAUAAAUCAGCAAAAGAUAUCAAAACAUUGGGCAAAGCUGCUAAUGCAUAUUAUGCUGAAGAUUUUAUUAGAGAAUUUUUGGUGAGAGCU
Molecule: messenger RNA, 1276 nt
Organism: Cotesia glomerata
Lineage: Eukaryota; Metazoa; Arthropoda; Insecta; Hymenoptera; Braconidae
Exons: 1
Source: RefSeq, a predicted model, not a curated record